GUUCGCGGUUGCGCCAAAGCAGGAGGGAGGGGGGAGAGAGAGAGAGAGAGAGGAUGUUGCUAGCAGCCAGUAUAGAUGCAUUGGCCUUUUCACAACAAUAACAUCGUCCAAAUUCGCAUCUCGCCUUACCUUUCCAUUGGAUUCCAUUGCAAAGGCGUGUGGAAGUGGUGCAACUUGGAUCGCGUCCGCUUUGUCGGCGGUUAUGUUUUGGGACCGCGUCCUCCGUUGACAAUGGGAGCGGAGGGCUUUGCAGAUUUACACGGCUCAUUUUUGCAGGAGCAGAAACGAGAAACAUGGCUAGCCAGCUAGGCCGCACGCGGAGGUUUUGUAGCAAACAGCGGGCGUAUUUGGAUACAACGUACGCCAUAUUGGAUUGGUCUUACCGUUAAAAGGCGGUACGAAGAAUUCAGUGUUUUAACAGGCGAUUGUCGCUCACUUUGGUUGUUGUGCGGCCCAGCUAGCGACUUCGCUAGUCCCGCAACCUUGACUGCUUUGACGUCGUCGUUAGCGCAUUAGCCGGCUAACGAACGCUCCAGUUUCUUGUCCAAUUAAUUUGGAAACACACAGCGGCGUAUUGCCAGGUCAACACUCGGUACCGUUUGCCUAAUAGCAAUAAGGAUCGCCCGUAGAAUUUGGUACUCUUGCCCUGGAUGAAUGUGGGACAAAAUGGAGACCCCGACGAUUGUGUACGACUUGGAUACAUCUGGGGGCUUAAUGGAGCAAAUUCAGACGCUUCUGGCGCCCCCGAAGUCUGAGGAGGUCGAAAAGAGAAGUCGGAAGUUGGGGAGAGACGUCCGGAGAAGCGGCAGGGCCACCAACCACGACACCUGCGAUAGUUGUAGAGAAGGAGGGGAUUUGUUGUGCUGCGACCACUGCCCUGCAGCCUUCCACCUCCAGUGCUGUGACCCACCCCUGAGUGAAGAGAUGCUUCCUCCAGGAGAAUGGAUGUGUCAUCGCUGCAAUGUUCGAAAAAAGAAGCGAGAGCAAAAGUCUGAACAGACCAACGGCCUGCUGGAAAAGUCCUCUGCUAAGCGCUCUUCCUCUCCAGCUAUGGAGCUGGAGCUUGGGGCUGGCCCACUGCGUCUUGAUGGCCUUCCUCCAGGGGCUGGAGCAGCAGGGCCUGGUCUUCGCGUGGCCCAGGUACGCCUCUUGGACCGUAGGAGUAGCAGCAGGCCAAGCAGCCGCCCAGGCACGCCAACUUCCAAUACUUCGUCGACCCCUACCCCCUCAGAGGAGCAGAACGACGGAGAAGAGGAGGCAGCCGACCCUGAGGAUGAUGCUCAGGGCGCCGAGCUCGAGAGCAACGCAUUGUCAUCUCCAAUGCCACGUCUUCUCAAGAGGCCUUUUGAGCUGCUUAUAGCAGCUGCAAUGGAGAGAAAUCCCACACAGUUCCAGCUACCCAGUGAACUUACGUGUACCACUGCGUUGCCAGGCAGCAGUAAACGAAGGAGAAAGGAGGAAUUGCUUGUGAGGCCGUUCAGGCGACCGCAAUAUGAACUAGAUUCUAAUGGUCUGGUACCAUUACCAGUCAAAGUCUGUUUUUCAUGCAACAGGAGUUGCAGGUUGGCUCCCUUGAUACAGUGUGACUAUUGUCCUCUCCUCUUCCACACGGACUGUCUGGACCCACCUCUUACAGCUUUCCCUGCUGGAAAAUGGAUGUGCCCGAAUCAUGUUGAGCAUUUAGUGCUAAAUCAGAGGAGCCUUAGCCUGUCCAGUCGGUGUCAGCUUUUCGAUGAUUUUCAGGACAGAAUGUCCCAACAUGCUGUCAAGUUGGAUUUCCUACGCAGAGUGCAUCGGCAGUUUUCACCAAACUGUCAGACCACUCAGCAGUACAACAAAAGGACCAUCAAGGUGCCAGAUGCCAUCAAGUCUCAGUACAGGAAUCCACCCUCCAUUGUACAUCCUGCAGGGGUGCGCCAGUUGGAGCUGGUGUGUAGUGGUGUUUCUGAACACCAGUCUGCAAAGCACCUCACCACAGAAGCUGAGCAGCAGGAGUGGCUUCAGGAUGUCAUCGCCCUCCAGUGCAGCAUCAUGCGUCACUUGUCCACCAAGCAAAAUACUUCAUCCACGCCGCCAUCAGCACAGGUGGACUCUGACAAUAAAGACAAGUGUAAAUCUUGUACAUCAUCAGAGGAUGUGAAAAUGAAACCCUCUUUCCAAAGGACUUCUUCUCCUGGCCCCUACUCUAAACUCUGCAGUACAUCUGAUGACCCCCAGGGGUGCUCUUCAACACAGGGCACCCUAACGCAGCAAGUUGGUUCUAAAUGCAGCAUGCAACCCUGCCAGAACUGUAGGAAACAUAAUGGAAUUCUACCAGACGAGUGUCACCAUUCCAAAGCAAAUGGACCAUUGGACUGUAACAGUGAAUCCCAGUAUUGCGUACAAGCAGUCCCACAGCACAGAUUAAAGCCCUGCACAGACACACCUGACUCAGCUGCUGCUGCUGUCCUGGUGAACCACAUAGGAACCGAAACACUCAAAAAGGAGCCUGAGAGCACCACAGAAGCUUGCACUCCAAAACAUAAUUCUGUAUCCACAACUACAUGCUCUCAAAACAACCAGCAGUACCAUAGGAGCCAGGCAGAGCUCCAGAUUGAGUGUCUGAGCAACAACAUAAAACCGUCUGACUCCAUCACCAGCCAAGAGCAACAGCCAAGCAACAUUGAAUCGUCAUCGCCAACUCCAGAUGUGAAGGCUGGUUUGGGACUGACGGACGCAUUGCUAUCCAGUUCGCUCUCCUCCAUCACUAAUCUCUGCAUGAAAGAUUGCAUUGAUGAUAAUGGGGGGAUCGAGCUGGGAAAGCUUGAUACAGAGAUGGUAAAGUUACUGGCAUGGCAGAGGAUCCAGCAGCUAUUCCCUUGUAAAGCCCCCAGCCCUCUUCCUACAGAUGCCAGCGACGCUCCCAAACGCCCUAAGUCUCUACCCGACUAUCAGAAGAAGUUGCAGGCCCGAGCAGUCUUCUACCCACUGGCAGGAAAAGGAAAGGCUGUUAGCAUGUGCUAUAGGACAUUAUACAUAGGAUCUGGUGCUGACAUGGAUGUGUGCCUUCCAAACUAUGGUCAUUGCAACUUCGUAUCAGGCAAACACGCCUGUAUAUUCUAUGACGAGAACACCAAGCAUUAUGAGUUGCUAAACUACAGUGAGCAUGGCACCACAGUGAACAACGUGCUUUACUCCUGUGACUUCUCUGAGAAAGUCUCGCCAUCGCCACCCAGUGGCCUAGUAGCGAAGGUCCAAGGCAUCAUUCGUCGAAGCAAGAAGUGGGUGGACAAAGAGGGUCCCACGUCUGUGGUGGGAUUGCUCCCAGCUGGCGGAGUGAUGAGCAGCCACCCUCAGGGUGGCUUGGAGCAGUUGUGCAGCUGUAAGGCAAGCAGCUCAAGCCUGAUUGGAGGUAGUGGAGCAGGCUGGGAGGGCACGGCCAUGCUCCACCACGGUAGCUACAUAAAACUAGGUUGCCUGCAGUUUGUGUUCAGCAUCGCAGAGUUUGCCAGUAAGCAGCCGAAAGAGGAAGACAGCGCCACGGCUGCUGCCAGUUGCACUGGCAGCAGUGCUUCGAGCCUCACACACGCCACAAUGCUUGCACCUCCCCGCAACACUGCCGCAGCAUGCAGCCCCUCCAGCCAGGACGAGAUGGAGACAGUACUUUCCGACCAAGUGCUCACUCUGCACUCCAACUCUAUCCCAUAAACUCAAAGCAGGAAAUCCCACCCACCUCUUUUUUUGUUUUGGUUUGCACCUUCUUUGCUAUACAGUUAUUGUAAAGCCUGCACAGUUGGCUGGUGGACAGGAAUUGUUUUGUUUCUUUUUUAGGUCAUUGUUAAUGAUAUAUUUGCAUGAACUUGGGAGUAUAAUUGACAAUCUCUUCUAUUUUUGAAAGACUGACAUCAACCUUCUGUUCAUGUUAGACUGACUUUGAGCAAAGAGUAUUAGUCUAUGUUCAAUUAUUUUGCCAGUAUAUUAUGUAUGAUGUAUCCUAACUUUGUCAGUCUGUCUGUUUAGCACAAAUGUCUCAUUUUGUUGUUUUGUCUUAACGUGCAUUCUUAUUUCUUCGGCUGCCUUUGCGCCACAGGUAGCUCUGUAUGACAUGGUACACUACUGUUCAAAAGUUUGCAAUCAUCUAGAAAUGUCCUUAUUUUUUAACAAAACAAAACAAAAAAACACUGUGUUGCAUUACCAUUCAAAUGUUUGGGGCGGCUCACUUAGAAAUGUCCUCAAGAGAAACACUUUUUAAAUGAAGAUAACAUUGAAUCAAUCUGAUAAACAUUCUAGACAUUGUUGAUGUGGUCAAACCUGUUUCCCCUUUUGAAAAGGACAUUUCUCUGUGACCCCCAAACUCUUGUAGUUUAUAUAUACAGCAGUAUAUUUUCACGGGAAACAUGGCAUUGUCUUGGUGACCCCAGACGUUUUGAAUGGUAGUGUACAUGCUCAUACAUUAUAUGUACAUCCAUCUUCUGUAAAUAUGUAUGAUUCAAUGGCUCUCAAUUGGAGAAGCAUUGCAUUUCAUGUAGAUUCCCCAUUUUUGGCUUUUAACUGUACAGCCCAUGGAAUUUGUGAUACUGUGUAGACUACCAGAGAUUUUGUGAUAAGCCUUGUUCGUAGUCUGUACUCUGCUAUAAUCCAUCUGUAAAUAUAUCGUUUUAAGCACUCAUUUUAACAACUUGUGCUGCUCUGUAUAUAAGCACUCUUUUUCUGUAGCCUCUCAUCUCAUAACUGUAAAUACAUAAAGAUUUUCUAAGUACAAGCUCACUGAAUCUGUA
This is a messenger RNA of Phyllopteryx taeniolatus (common seadragon), 4757 nucleotides long. RefSeq names its product PHD finger protein 12b (gene phf12b). The record is from RefSeq and is a predicted model, not a curated record. Lineage: Eukaryota; Metazoa; Chordata; Actinopteri; Syngnathiformes; Syngnathidae. Gene Ontology annotation, cellular component: Sin3-type complex; nucleus. Gene Ontology annotation, biological process: negative regulation of transcription by RNA polymerase II. Bases 655 to 3687 code for a protein of 1010 amino acids. Gene Ontology annotation, molecular function: transcription corepressor activity; protein binding. The transcript is spliced from 15 exons.